CGUAUUUUUUUUCUUUGCCUUUUUUGAUCAAUUUUGCCGUGCGAUGCGACAUUUUCUGUCCAUAAUUUUCCGUCCCCCAACUGUUGUUUAAUUUCUUUUGACAAAUGCAAAUGAAUUUUAUAAACUAUAUGCAAAAUAACAGUGGAAAUAGCAGUAGCAGUAACAACGACAAUAGUAAUGGUAAGGGGGACAACUCUGAUCCUUCUGCAACAAAAGGAGGUGCGGUGAAGAGAAAACGGUUAGCGUUAGCCUGCAAUGUCUGUCGCCGUAAAAAGGUAAGGAUAAUCUCUCUCGUUGAUCUGCAUACCGUCAUUAACAGCGUUCUAUAGAUCAAAUGUGAUGGCGUUCGACCUGCUUGCGGCAAGUGCACACGUCUGAAGCAAGAGUGUUCAUACCCAACUGUGGUGAAGAAAAGAGGGCCGAAGCAAGGGCAUAUUGAAUCCUUAGAAGAAAGGCUUAGAAAGAUGGAGGAAUUAUUAUCGCAGUCAAAGGCAAAUAACGAUGUCAACAGUAGCAAAAAUGACACAGCAGCAGCUCAGUAUACCAAUGGCAGUAAAACUUAUAUGCAGCAAGGACAAGAGCAAGAGCAAGAGCAACGGCAACAGCAAUAUAGAGCAUUACACGAUGGAAUACCGCCACAACAGCAAGAAUCAGUAGCAACACCAGCAACACCAGCAA
Messenger RNA from Mycotypha africana, 678 nucleotides. RefSeq lists its product as uncharacterized. The coding region runs from base 105 to 329 and encodes 74 amino acids. NCBI's taxonomy places the organism in Eukaryota, Fungi, Mucoromycota, Mucoromycetes, Mucorales, Mycotyphaceae. The transcript has a single exon. The record is from RefSeq and is a predicted model, not a curated record.